Molecule: messenger RNA, 455 nt
Organism: Coprinopsis cinerea okayama7#130
Lineage: Eukaryota; Fungi; Basidiomycota; Agaricomycetes; Agaricales; Psathyrellaceae
Product: 60S ribosomal protein L34
Exons: 3
Coding region: 9-353 (114 amino acids)
Biological process (GO): translation
Cellular component (GO): ribosome
Molecular function (GO): structural constituent of ribosome
Source: RefSeq, a predicted model, not a curated record
AAUUCGAAAUGGCCCAACGAGUCACUCUCCGCAAGCGCAACCCUUAUAACUCCACCUCCAACCGACGAAGGGUGGUCAAGACCCCUGGAGGCAAGCUUGUUUACCACCACAUCAGGAAGCCCGCCGCUGCACCCAAGUGCGGUGACUGCGGUAUCGCUCUCCCCGGUGUCCCUGCUCUCCGACCCCGCCUGUACGCCAGGAUCUCCAAGCGCCAAAAGACCGUCCAGAGGGCAUACGGUGGCUCGAGAUGCGGUGACUGCGUCAAGUCACGAAUUCUCCGGGCUUUCUUGGUUGAGGAGGCCAAGAUCGUGAAGAAGGUCAUCAAGUCGCAGCAGAAGUCCGCACGCAAGUAAACGUGUGCUCUUUAUUCAUGCUUUCUGUACCACCCAUUCUCCCAUGUAUUCGAUUCAUGCACAAAACGACGACCGAGGAGGUCAAUAUGGCGUAUGCGUUCC